Molecule: messenger RNA, 5361 nt
Organism: Maniola jurtina (meadow brown)
Lineage: Eukaryota; Metazoa; Arthropoda; Insecta; Lepidoptera; Nymphalidae
Exons: 14
Coding region: 206-5035 (1609 amino acids)
Biological process (GO): autophagy
Cellular component (GO): intracellular membrane-bounded organelle
Molecular function (GO): protein binding
Source: RefSeq, a predicted model, not a curated record
UAGCAGCUGAAUGUUUGCCGUAGAAUUUUCUUAGAUAUUUUUGUGUCGUAAAAGUGUAAUUUUUAUAGUAAACAAAUACUAUAGUAUUUUAAAUAAAGAAGAUUAAUCGUAGAUUAAAGCACGGACAUCAUUACUUCACAAAAUCAUUACAAUAUGAUCCAGAUCUCAUCAUAUAAUUAUUGUUACAUCACAAAUUAAUAAGGUAAUGGAUCCAGUGUUAGAUAGUGAAUGGCUAGGAUGCAAAAAUGAUGCGAUUGAUGAAACUCCGAGUGUCGGCAACAUUGCCCGGAACUGGCAGUGGAGAGAAAGAGGCAUCAAUCCACCAAAUUCACCUUCCAACAAAACAGUAUUAGAGAAUGUAGCCGAAGAUAUCUUGGUGCAGAAACCUUUAAAAAUAAGAUGUUGCGAAUUGCCAGGAUAUCCAAGGUCAACUUUCCUCAUGGUUUUCAGUCCAGAUGGCACCAAAGUAGCAUCCACACAUGGCAAUCACAAUGUAUAUGUGUCAGAACUAGCCAGUGGUAAACAUGUGAGGAUAUUAAAAGGACAUCCACGCACGCCGUGGUGUAUUGCUUUUCAUCCCUCGCACCCUCAACUUAUUGGUUCUGGCUGCCUGGGCGGUCAAGUCAGAGUGUGGGAUAUUUCCAGUGGUGGCAGUGAAGUGUGGAAUGUAUCCAAAGAAACAGUCAUAGCAUCCAUAGCAUUCCAUCCACGUGAGCAAUUGUUGGUCAUUGCUACAUACAAUGAGCUUUAUUUUUGGGAUUGGAGCCAGCCUGCACCUUUUACUAAAGUUUCUACUAAUAAUAUAAACGAAAAAGUCAGGUAUGUGGCAUUUGAUUCAUUGGGUUAUAAACUGAUAACCGGCAUAUCAUUACGACCCAUGCCUGGAGGGAUUAGUAACAGUGUUCUUCAACAUAAUACUAGUUCAAAUCCAACAAACACUACUAGCAAUGCAAGAAGGGAGGACUCUGACGACAAUCCAGGAAACAAUAGACCGCAAGAUAACUCCGGCUCCACACAGGAUAUUAUUGUCAAUUCUUAUCAGAACUUGGUUCAGAGAUAUGACAGUCUAGUGAGGAACUACCAGCGUCUAUUUAUGGUUCGACAUAGACUUACGGUGACGCCGCCACCACCCAGUACGACGGACCGCGGCACAGAUCCGAUGGAAACUGAUCCAUCACCUGAAGCUAACAGCUACACGCGAGUGGCGCGCUCCUACUCGUCCACACCACAACUUGAUGACGAAAAUCCUACUACGGCCACAUCUAGCAAUAGACAAGAAACUGACAGUGGAGACGGCGAAGGAAGUAGUAGCCGCCUGCUCAAUCUUGACGCUUUGUCUUUUGAUAGUGGCCCAUCCAGAGAUCGAAAUUCGUCACGACAGGAACAUUCCAUUUUUGGUUCAAGACCUUCCGCAUUCCAUCCUCUAAAUGACACUUCUGGGAGAUCAUUUCGAACAGUCGACCAGAACGAACGAGCAUCUAGGCUUUUACCCAAUCCAUUUUCUUCUACAAAUGGCACACCACGACCGAGCAGAAUUUCAUUUACUAGCCUGGUUGCCCAACAAUCUACAAACAAUGUGGCGAACUCCUCUCGCACCAGUAUAUUUCCAGCCUACAGGCCGGACUCGCCCUCGCUCUUAGACUUAGCCCCCCGUAUAUGGCGCGGUCGACGAAUAGUCGUUUCCGUACCUAACGAUAACUCUUCGACUACUUCAGAUAAUGCUCCCACACGAACUUCUCGACAAAACACGCCACCGACUUCGACGACAAACGCAACUCAGACCACUAGUGUUAACACUUCUCAAUCACAACCGUCUGCACCUGUAGACGCGCAAACUAUUAAUGAAAGUCUUGACUUAAUACGUGAUAUCCUUAGAGAUUCAGGAACGAGACUAUUAAAUUUAAUAACAAAUAUGUCUUUAUCGAGUCUAAGUGCAGAAGAAGAUAUUCCACGUCGAAGUAGUGGAGAUAGAGCGCACUCGGAUGGUGAUGAAAGUGGCGACCGCCCGAGGGCGUCGACGCGUCCCCGUGUUCGUUUGUUCAGCUCGAACUUGCGACCAUCGAGGAUGUUGUUAUCAUCGAGUUCAGAAUCAGAUAGUGAUCAGUCACCAGAAGUUAAUAUCUUUAGAACACGAAAUUCUACAUUUAGGGAGGAUGAUGCGAGAGAUCCCGAACGAGCCAGCGGUGCAGGGCCGUCGAACUCCUCCGAACGAGGGACGCAUCCCACGGAUAGAUUAGUUUUUGAAUUAGGAGAAUUUCGGCUGCGAAAUCCUAACCGUGAAACGGGUGGUAUUAAUGUAUCCGCAAAUAGCAGUCGAUUUCGUGUGCGGAGCCAGAAUAAUGCCGCAGGCGAAGGCCCCAGCACGUCUAACACUGAUAACCAAGAGGUUCCCGAAAACACUGAACAGAAUGACCCUAAUGACAUAAAUUCUAACAGGCCAUCAACAAGUAGAGAAAGUUUUUGGGGUACUGGUCGGAUCCCACCAGAAGAAGCCUUUAGAAAAGUUCGCGGAGGAGUUAAUGCCAUGCAAAAGCAUACUAUGCAACUCACCAAUAUGUGGCUACGCGGUAAUCGUACCACGAUGCCAGAAUUACGCAAUAUGUGGGAAAAUCUACGUAGGCGAAUUUUAAUGUUACACAGAGAAACUGGACGACAAGACUUGCCCAGUCACUACACCAGAUCACUUUUGGAAAGAUGUAUGAUGUUAACUGAAGUGACUGACAACAUCACUCGAGCGCCCAGCAGAAACUCAAGAACACAAAGUAGCAACCAGGGAGAAAGCACCAGAAACUCUGAAGCGACAAACACUGAAAAUGGGCCCUCUGAUGAGCCCGAACAGGGUACGUCUAGAGAUAGUCCAAGUAACAGCAGACAAUCAUCAGCAAGCAAAUCGCCUCAAACUAGAUCAACCGGCAUUCGUUCUUCGCCAUCGCUUAGAAGGCGAUUACAGUCUAGCUAUCGGUGGAGACCAGAAGACGAACUUAGACGUCGGUCCCGUAAUCCUGCCGCUACUCGCUUACCUCAGAGAUAUUUAAAUAGGCCUCGACGAGACUUUGCCAGAGCAAUGGAAAUAAGUGCAACUCGACACGAAAUUCGAAUGCGAGCUAUGCAAGUACUAUCCAUCAUGUUUAAUAUGAUGAUGAUGUGCUUAGAGGAGAGAGGAUUAAGUCAGCUGAUCAUUAAUAUGUUACGUUCUUUGAAAAAGGCUUUGGCACUAACUUGCUUAAUGUUGAUGACAAAUAGAAAUAACGGGCGUGCUAGUAAUAAUACAUCGCCUCAACGUGUCGAUUCAUUGAAUGUUAUUCGCCUAGAAAAUGUCGAUCACACAGGUCCUGUCAAUGUUGAUGGACCUGAUGAUCCGCUUCAAAGCGCUGUUCCCAAUGAGGCGGAAGAAGAUCGUUUACAGAGCAGCGCUAGCAAACGUGUCAAGCGAGAUAACUCUACAAGCUCUCAGUCCAUAUGUCCUGAUAACAACACCCACGAAACCGCAACCACUUUACCUUCAACCUCUACGCAAAGUAAUAUAACUCAAAGAUGGAGUAAUCGUCUUGCAGUGCAGAUUUCAGCGGCAAAUAGAAAUUAUUCAAUGACAGCUAGAAACAGACGAGAUUUAUAUAUGGAAAGUAGGCGACUCAAAGCCUUACAUAAAACAAAUCCCACAGCCCAUCCUCUAAUUAGAAAGAGAGUAUUUCCGCCUGUGUCCUCUCACAGGAUUCCUGCCUUGCGCUUGUUACCCAACAGGGGUAACUCAAAGCCGUUAAGAGCGGCUCGAACUGAAUCCCAGAGUACACAACCUGUCCCCGGUCCCUCUAGUGCUCUAUCCAGCGAUAGUUUCAAUACUAGACCUUCCAGACUACCCCCAGAAAUGAUGAACGAAUUUGAGCAUAGAAUCAAUUUAAUAAGAUUGGCUCACAUGCAAGCUGUGAGGUUGCGUAAUGCUGCAAGGAGCAGGUUCAGGCGUCUGCAAACGAUAAGAUUGUACACGCCGUCCUCGGUUCGAGAGAUGUUCAACUUGCCACCGACUAACGACAGUCCUCCCGAGAACCGUUCGGGUUUGCAAGACUCGGACUCUAAUAUUCGACGGUCCUACCUAUCAUUCGACUAUAGACCGCACAUACUUACACGCGAACGCAUUUUGUCACGAGGUGCUACAAUAAGACCGACAGAAGAAUCAAGACUGGAACAAUAUCACGCAGCCAUGGAGGACGCAGCGACCGCGGCAGGUCCUCUUAUGCAAGUGGGUGAUCUCAGCAUAAGCAACCCCGACGCGCCACCAAACCCACCACAAAGACUACCCAGAAUUCACGAAUAUUUACAACCCAUUAUACUCGCCCAAAACGCUAUGCUGAUAGACGAAGAUGGUAACGGCGAGAGCGGUGGCGGCCCGCCCGGGGGUGGGGGCGGCGGAGCGGGGCCCGGGGGUUUGGGUGGCAUGCGACGUAUGGGCGGCAUGGCGGGGCUGCUGGAUGCGAGCAUCAUCUCCGAAGCGCUGCCGGCGCCGUCGCAUCGCGUGCAGGCCUGGGACUUCACUACGGGCAACACGCCCGAUAUUGCCGACAGUUCCAAAAACGUGGUUGUUCAACGGUGUAGAAUACACAACGACGCAAGUAUUGAUAUAUCAAAGGACGGCAGGCUCCUGGUGGCCCUCCAUCCCGUACCUCGACUGAGGAAUACUAAUCACUGGUUAGGUGUUUAUUCUCUGGAGUGGUCGCGUCUGGGUCAGUGCCUGCACACGGCGGUGCUGGAGCAGAGCGCGGUGUCGGUUGCCCUGUCGCCCACCGCUCGCCACCUGGCCGUCGGCCUCGGCUCGCGUCGCUUCACCCUCGCGCCCCACGGCCGGAGCAGCGUCUUUGCACUUCUCUACCGCCUCGACCCAUUAGAGAGUACGAGCCGAACCGGGCUGUCGCCCAUCAAGGAAUUAGAGCAAACCUGGGAAAAUGGCUUCACAAGCCUCAACUGCCUGCGGUGGGCGCCGCAGCCGGGGCAGGGGCUUGUCUAUGCCAAUAAUACCGGACAACUUAUUAUUAUGAGCUAAGUCCAAACGAGGCAGAUCCUUGUAAGGCCGAUAACAUAAUAACAUACCACCCGACAUAAACACCACACGACGCGUAUUGAUUGAUAAUAAUAAAAUCGUUUACACAUUACAAUCACCUGACGUGACGUGGUGUCGAGUUUAUGAAGGGUAUUUCUGAUUAUAAAAAAUAUUACAAUGUAUCUAAUUUGAUAAAAUGCGCGUCGCUAUGUGUCGCUCGUGCGUGAAGUGUUAUAAAUGCAAUUGUCAUAAUUUAACUCAUACCAAAGGUUUCAAUAUUUCUUAGUAAAGUAUAUGAAAUAAGAAAAGUAGCUCAUACCUACAAUCGA